AUGCCACCUAGGAAAUCAAAGACCAAAUCGACUGCUGGGCUGGCCCAGCCAACUCUAAACUUCCGUUCCAAAGGUCCUGAUACUUAUAGACCCAAAAAACCUUCUUUACUAAGACAUUCAGUUUCGGCAGCUUCCAUAGGAUCUGCAGGGUCAGAACAUGUUGAUGAGGAUGUUUCUGGGGAGGGGAAAGCGGGGCAGAGCGUGAUGAGAGGGAAGAGUCAGACUGGGGUGAAGGGAGAAAGUCAGGUGUUGGGGGAUGGGAAAGGAUCAGAGAAAGAAAGUCAAGUCGUGAUUGAAAAUAGAGGAAACCAAUUCGAACAACAGGAAAAGACGAAGAUGUUGAAUGUUAAAAGUAAAGAAUGGGAUGAUAUCUGGGAAUCGGCCGUAGAAGAGAUGGGCGGUAUGGAACCUAUCCACGCUACGGAAGAUAACAAAAUACAUCACAUUCUCAGAGUAUUCGACAUGACUUCGAAAUACGGACCAUGUGUAGGAAUGACCAGAUUGCAGAGAUGGGAAAGGGCGAAUAAAUGGGGUUUAAAUCCUGCUCCCGAGAUCCGAGCUAUACUCACCACCAUGCAAGGUGUUGAAGAUCCUACAUACAGAGAAAACGUGUUGUACACGUGGUUGUGA
Tremella mesenterica DSM 1558 is the source of this 630-nucleotide messenger RNA. RefSeq lists its product as uncharacterized. The transcript is spliced from 5 exons. Bases 1 to 630 code for a protein of 209 amino acids. Gene Ontology annotation, biological process: DNA synthesis involved in DNA repair; DNA-templated DNA replication. Gene Ontology annotation, cellular component: delta DNA polymerase complex. NCBI's taxonomy places the organism in Eukaryota, Fungi, Basidiomycota, Tremellomycetes, Tremellales, Tremellaceae. The record is from RefSeq and is a predicted model, not a curated record. Gene Ontology annotation, molecular function: DNA-directed DNA polymerase activity.